AGGCCGAAAAGAACAAACGAGCAGAAGGAGAGGGAAGUUGUUGUGAUUAUUGAAACCAAACAUUCCACGAAUGACGUGUUGGCGCCGAAUGCCGAUAAGAGAGACUACAUUUCGAAACUUGAGAUUGAUCGACGACCUUGAUUUAGACCGCUAUGGUUAUUUGACUUCUUGUUCGAAGCAACGAAUCCGUUGAAACAUGGUGCCACCCAGUGAACGAACUUAUCUGGGGUUAGACCUCAGUACACAACAGCUCAAAGCAGUUGUUGUUAGUGAUGAUCUACAAAUUCUCCAUGAGACGCAGGUGCAGUUCGAUAAUGAUUUACCAGAAUUUAGAACUCACAGUGGAGUUUGCCGAGGAGGUGACAAUAAAACUGUCACAGCACCUACGCUCAUGUGGGUAAAAGCUCUAGAUAUGUUGUUGGACAAAUUACGUGUUUGUGGAGUAGAUUUCAGCAAAGUUGUAGCUUUAUCAGGAACAGCUCAGCAACAUGGAUCUGUGUGGUGGGCUACGGGAGCUGGUAAGGCUUUGAAAAACCUCAGCUCUGAGUCUUUCCUCCAUCAGCAACUUGCAGGAUAUUUCUCUAUUAAUGACUCACCUGUUUGGAUGGACUCAAGUACAACUAAACAAUGCCAGCAGCUAGAGGCAGCUGUUGGAGGGCCAGAACAACUGGCUGCAUUGACCGGCUCAAGAGGAUAUGAGCGGUUUACUGGAUCCCAAAUUGCUAAAAUUGCUCAAAACAAGUCAGUUGCAUACAAUAACACUGAAAGAAUUUCUUUAGUGAGCAGUUUCCUGUGUUCACUUUUUUUGGGAGACUAUGCUCCAAUUGACUGGUCUGAUGGUUCAGGUAUGAACCUAUUUGACAUUCAUAAGAAGGAUUGGUGCGAUACACUUCUAGAAGCCUGUGCACCAAAUUUAAGAACAAAGUUGGGUGAACCUGUUCCCUCCUAUACCAAUCUUGGAUCAAUAUCACCUUACUUUGUGGAGAGGUUUGGCUUUGAGUCAACCUGCCGAGUCAUUGCAUGUACUGGAGACAAUCCGGCAUCCUUGGCAGGUAUGCAGUUGCAACCCGGUGAUAUGGCUGUUAGCUUGGGAACCAGUGACACUAUUUUUCUCUGGCUUGAAGAACCUCAUACUCUUUUAGAAGGCCAUGUACUAUGUAAUCCAGUUGACAAGAAUGCUUUUAUGACUUUGUUGUGCUUUAAAAAUGGGUCUCUUACCCGUGAAAGACUUAGAAACAAUUGUGCAGAUGAGAGUUGGCAGCUAUUUAAUGAACUGUUGGAAAGUACUCCUCGAGGAAACUUUGGAAACAUUGGUUUGUAUUAUGAUGAACAAGAAAUUCUGCCCUUUGUGAUUGGAGAUCAUCGGUUCAACAAGGCUAAUGAAAAAUUAUCCAGAUUCGCUUCCAAAGAGGUUGAAGUACGAGCCUUAGUUGAAGGUCAAUCUAUUGCCAAAAGAGCUCAUGUGGAGGAAGCUGGAUUUAUUUUAAAAUCAACAUCUCGUAUUUUAGUAACUGGAGGUGCUUCAGCGAACAAAUGCCUUUUGCAAGUUCUCUCUGAUGUCUUCAACACUCCUGUUUAUCGCCUGGAAAUUGCCAAUACUGCAAUGCUUGGAGCAGCUUAUCAGGCCAAACAUGGCCUUCUUGGUGGGGAAGCCACAUUUUCCGAAUUGACAGCUUCUCUUCCACCACCAACACUAGUGUGCUCACCUUACAAAGAUGCAUCUCAGAUUUAUGAUCCAAUGGUCACAAGAUAUCGUAAAAUUAUUGAAGAGAUAGUUAAAGAGUAGAUAAGCAUGACUUGCAUAUUUUAUGUUACUUGACACUCCAAUGAUUUUUUUACCAUUCCAUUACCCAAAGCUUCUCUAUUUUUUCUAAUCUCAUUAAUAAACCUUUGGAUAUGUA
Molecule: messenger RNA, 1901 nt
Organism: Frankliniella occidentalis (western flower thrips)
Lineage: Eukaryota; Metazoa; Arthropoda; Insecta; Thysanoptera; Thripidae
Product: xylulose kinase
Exons: 12
Coding region: 197-1786 (529 amino acids)
Biological process (GO): xylulose metabolic process; D-xylose metabolic process
Cellular component (GO): cytosol
Molecular function (GO): D-xylulokinase activity
Source: RefSeq, a predicted model, not a curated record